This is a messenger RNA of Xenopus laevis (African clawed frog), 3410 nucleotides long. RefSeq names its product E3 ubiquitin-protein ligase RNF135 (gene rnf135.L). Lineage: Eukaryota; Metazoa; Chordata; Amphibia; Anura; Pipidae. The record is from RefSeq and is a predicted model, not a curated record. The transcript has 6 exons. Bases 508 to 2205 code for a protein of 565 amino acids.
GCCUCAUGGGGCCCUGGUGCAAAAUGUGCACCCUGCCUCCCUUCCCCCCUUUGCACAGCACCCUUCUUGUUCUUGCGACACUGCAGUAGAGCAUGUCUGGGAGGAGGACAGCCCAUAGUUCAGUGGUACCUUUCUGUCGCUGCCUCUUGCCUUCAUUAGCCCAUGUUUUACCCCCAAUGUGUACUCACUCCUUUUCUACACCAUUUCUAUAAUCCUCUCUUUUCUUACAUGCUCCCCCCUUUUCGUCUGUUAGAUCCCGCCCAUAUUCCCAGCAGCCUCCAAUCACAUGACAUAAAUAAGCAGCAGCACAUUGUGAAGAUCAGCUGGAGGGCCCUUGAUCUAAUAUGAGAGUAGAAGACAAUACAUUACACCCAACACAGUCCCACAAAUACCCCUGAGAUGUUUGGGGCCCCGGAACAAGUUGUAUAGACUCGUAAGGCCCCGCCCACACGCACACCCCUCGGUGUUGGAGGUUUCGGUUUCGCUUUCCCAGCGGACAGUUCGGCCAUGGAGGAGCAAGAGGAGUGUCGGGUGCUGAGGCUCCAGCCCAAGGAUCUUUCUUGCAUCAUCUGUUUCAGCCAUUACAACUGCCCAUGCACCUUGCCUUGUGGCCACACGUUUUGCCGCCAAUGCAUCCUGAAGUGCUGGGACCCCGGGAGCCGAUACAACUGCCCAAUAUGCCAGGUGACAUUUGCCAGCAAGCCCCAGCUGAAUAAGAACACUGUCCUUGCCUCAUUGCUCGACUCCCUGCACUCCCAGACUCCUACAAGUCACCAGAACUGCCCCAGUUGUACUGGCACCGGGGCCCUCCAGCUUUGUCUCCCCUGCUCCGCACCUCUCUGCUCCGAACACCUGCCUCUGCACCUCCACGACCCUACUCGCCGCCGCCACCUGUUGGUCACUCUGCCGACUGCAACCUGGCCCUGCCGCGAUCAUCCUCAGGCUUUCCAGUUCUACUGUGUGUCUCACUGCGCCCCCGUGUGUCCGGACUGUAAAUUGCAGUACCACAGUCAGUGCGAGGCUUUGCCAACCCUACUGGAGCGCUACAGGCGCAUGGAGGAGACAACAGAGAAGAUGAUUAGGGAUUUCAGCAGAGACAUUGCCAGUAUGGAGGAGUUGGCUUCCAGCAGACAGAACGCUUAUCGGGAAACACAGAUCCUAAGUUGUGAUAUCAAAGACAAUCUGACCAGGGAUUUCCAGGAAAUGCGAGAUUACCUGGAGAGGCAGGAACGUGCUGCCUUCUGGAGGAUUCGGCAGGAACAGGACGCCGCACACAGGAAAAUGCUGGACAGUGUUGCUCACAUCACUGAGGAGAUCCAGAAGUUAAGGGAGAAGAAAGUGCAUCUGGAGGAGAAGCUGCACAGCGAUUGGUUGGAGCUAUUAAAGAGUGACAAUGUGCAGGGCAACAUGUCUAAGAGUGUCACCCAUCACCCUUGCUCCCUGAGGGAACCCCAGUGUCUGUUUGAUGAAAACAGGAUUGUGGACACCACCCAGGUGAUAUCGGAGAUGAAGUUAAGUCUCUUGGCCCACCAACUGCUGGAACAAGCCCCCUGCCCUCCCAAAAAAGAAGAGCCAUUUGGGGUACCCAGCGAGGCACCAGCUGAAGUGCAACCCCCCAUGCCCAGCCCACCGGCGAUAGCCCCCCGGAAACUGCUGCAGUGGGCCCAUGAAGUGUCCUUUGACCCCCAGACAGUGAGCAGCCGUCUUUCUCUCUCCUCUGACAAUAAGACAGUCACUGUGAUGGAAACCAAUAAGCAAUACCCUAAUGGCCCAAAGAGAUUCAGAAAUAGCCAAGUUCUUUGUGCUCAAAGCUUCUCCUCUGAGUGCUGCUACUGGGAGAUCUGUGCCAGGGAAGGUACCAGUUGGGGCAUUGGCGUGGCUUGCGCAGAGAUUGAAACAUCUGAACGCCUUGGCCGAAACCAUUUGUCCUGGUGUGUGGAACAGACUAAGGAAGGCCUGUCAGCCUGGCACAAGAGCCAGAGAAUCAGGCUUUCUGUGGAUAAACCAGAGCUGGUGGGGGUCUUCCUAGACUGUGGGGAAAAGCUCCUUUCCUUCUAUUCCAUCAUAGGGAAUUCUGAGGUUCUGCUCCAUUCCUAUAGGCUAGAUUUCAGCUCCUGCCUCUUCCCGGCAGUUUGGCUCUAUGGCCUGAUACCCGGUACCUCGCUGAGUAUCAGGGACUUGAAAAGCCAGGAGUCAGACUGUUGAGAUCCGUGUCCUUUAGCCCUGAUGGUCUCAUCAGGUGGUACUGGAGUCAACUGUUGGGCAUAAAUUCUCUGCCUGUGGCCUCCUUCUAACUCCCUGCAACCUCUGCCAAAGCACACCAGACCCUUAAUGUUGUAUAACAUCUCCUGCCCUCAUAGGCCCACUUUGAUUGACCACAUCUUACUGCCAGCUUCAGUUGGACAGGGUGGGGACAGUAUAGCAAGAUGGCAUCACAACAUGACUGGGGCUUUAGGCUAAGAUGGCAACAUCAAUGUAAGAUAAGAGCUGCAGGGCAAAAUUAAAGCAAUGUGGCUUGAUGGUGGUAUUGGGGCAAGAUGGCAACAGCUGACAUAAUGGGUGUCAGUAGGGCAAGAUAAAGACAAAUAUUUGUUGUUUGUAACUGUACAAGUCUCAGAACUCUCUGACAGCCAAAGAUUGUAUGCCCCAGGCGCUGCCACUAGAGGGCUGCUGCCUCCCACACAAACAACCUGACUAAUGUACAGGAGACUUCCUUUAGCCCCAUCUUCGGAAUAUCCAAAACCUUUGCAGGUCUGGCCAACCGGAGAUAGCUCAGGGCCCCUCAUAAGUCAAAAGGGCACAGAAGGACAGGGCCAACAUACUACUAGCCGUCCAAGGAGCUGAAAUUCUUAGGGGUAGGCAACAAAAGAGGUACUUUCCGAGCCCCCCUUGCACUGCUGCACCCUAGGCACGUGACUCUCCUGCCCACCCCUAUCCAGGCCUGCCUACAAGUCACGUUGGGCCCUGCCAACAUGCAGAAUGAGGCCCCAAUUAAUAAAUGCCCCAUGCAUGACCAAAUUAGGGGCGGGAGGGAAAUCACGUGAUUUUUUGUCACAAAACAAGGAAGUAAAAUGUUUUUCCCCUUCCCACCACUAACUUGUAUAUGUAAAUUAGGAUUCAGAUUUGGUUCGGUAUUUGGCAAAGGAUUCAGGGGUUCGGCCGAAUCCAAAAAAGUGGAUUCGGUGCAUCCCUAAUAUCAUUAAUAAUUUAAAGGUAAAAUAUGCCUUUUAAAAAAUGAAUAAUAUAUGAAAAAUAUAGAUGAAUAGACCAUCAUAAAUCAUAUGUAAUGUGAUUAUGUGAAUAAAAUGAAUUAAUAAAUAUUAAUAAAUGAUAUAUCUAUUAUAAAUAAACACGUGUACAAUUAAAUUGUGCUUUGGUGUAAUUAAUCAAUAAACAUAUAUUAACAGAAA